Molecule: messenger RNA, 471 nt
Organism: Symbiodinium sp. CCMP2592
Lineage: Eukaryota; Dinophyceae; Suessiales; Symbiodiniaceae
Source: the annotation of a GenBank genome assembly
AUGGAUGUGGAAGUAACCUGCUGCUGCGGCGACGUAGCGCUGCGGAUCCGGGGCACGCCGGUGUCUGCUUGCUACUGCCAUUGCAACGCCUGCCGACGCUACACCAAGCAACUCUUCAGCGCCAUGGCGCUGUUUUCGCCAUCGGCGGUGGAGGUCCGGGGGACGGCGACGUCCUAUGCCACCAGCGCGGACCUCGCAAGGUUUCACUGUGCCAGGUGUGGAUCGCAUCUCUACGAGGAGGGGGGCGGCUUGCGCAUGGUGCCGAUCGCCAUGCUUGCCCAAGGCACUGAGAUACCAGAGGAAGUCUGGCCUCGUGCGCACAUCUUUUAUGAGAACCGGGUCGUGGAUGUGAGGGACGGGCUGCCGAAGUACAAGGAGUUCGAUGUGGACUUCAGCAAGAGCCCGCCCGAGCCGCAGGCGGCCAUGCCGGAGGGGUCGAUCCGGGCGCAGCCCCGCAAGCUUCAACUCUGA